Ornithorhynchus anatinus (platypus) is the source of this 2148-nucleotide messenger RNA. RefSeq names its product endothelin 1 (gene EDN1). The coding region runs from base 431 to 1078 and encodes 215 amino acids. NCBI's taxonomy places the organism in Eukaryota, Metazoa, Chordata, Mammalia, Monotremata, Ornithorhynchidae. Gene Ontology annotation, cellular component: extracellular region. Gene Ontology annotation, biological process: vein smooth muscle contraction; regulation of vasoconstriction; regulation of systemic arterial blood pressure by endothelin. Gene Ontology annotation, molecular function: endothelin B receptor binding; endothelin A receptor binding; hormone activity. The transcript is spliced from 5 exons. The record is from RefSeq and is a predicted model, not a curated record.
GCCUCUCUGAAGUUUGCAGUUAUUUCCUUUCCAGCCUGCCCUUAUCUCCGUCUGCACGUUGCCUCUCGGUGACUAAUAACACAAUAACAUUGUCUUAGGAUAAAAUAAAGUCGGAGCUGUUUACCCGCUCUAUGGGGGUUCAAUAUAAAAAGGAGCCAGAGAGCUGUCCAAGCCAGACGCGCUUUCGCAUCUGCACUGGAGGAGUAGCUGAAAGGAUCCUCAGGUUUCCUGGUGCUUCUUACUGGAUGAUUACAGCAUUUUCAGACCUUUUCACUUGCCCUCUCUCCAGGCAGAGACCGUCUUCUCCGGGGCACUUAGACUGAAAAGAUAACUUUGGGUCUGAAUGAUCAGAAGUAGUUCGGGGAACUGAAAUAAUACUUUUCGUUCGUUUAGUUUGGGUUGUCAGAGGUGAUAUUUGAUCGCUUUCAGAAUGGAUUAUUUCCAGAUGAUUUUUUCUCUGCUGUUUGUGGUUUUCCAAGGCGCUCUGGAGACAGCGGUUCUGGGCGCUGAUCUCAGCACUGGAAUUGGGACUGGGGUAGAGGUGCAUCCUCCCCCUGCCCCCUGGCGACCGCGCCGGACCAAACGUUGCUCCUGCUCCUCCUUGUUGGAUAAAGAAUGCGUUUACUUCUGCCACCUGGACAUCAUCUGGAUCAACACACCCGAGCACACUGUUCCCUAUGGGCUUGGAGGCCCUUCCAGAUCCAAGCGUGCGCUGCAAGAUUCAUUCCCUGCGAAGCAAUCAGACGGCAACAAUAGAUGCCAGUGUGCCAACCAAAAAGACAAGAAGUGUUGGGACUUCUGCCAGGCGGGAAAGGAACUCUGGGCCCAGAACACCCUGGAGAAAGGUCGGAAACAACUUAAGAAAGGUGAACAAUGUGCAGAUCUCGGGCUUAAGUGUGUGUACUGGCAGCUGGUGAACAGGAGAAAGAUGAGAAGGAUGGAGGCCAUCGGUAAUCGCAUCAAAGCGGCCUUUAACUUUGCAAAGCUGAAAGCGGAGCUGCACAUGGCGAAGAAGGUGACGCAUAACCGGGCACAUGAAAAACAGAACAUCUGGGAAAGUCUGAAGACAACAUCUUAGUUGAGAAAUGGGCUGCGUGUAAUCCUCAGAUGCUCUUCAGGACUGGUUGGCAAAGCGUGGCAGAAUCUCCGCUCUGACUUUUACUCGUUCCAGGCUGGCAAGGGUCCAAGGACUCUUAUGCUGAACAUUCCAAGACAGGUAGAGGAGACCGUAGCCCCUGCCUUCGUUGGGUUUCACCAGCAGAGAAGUGCUUUGCCCCUCCUCACCCAGGAAUGUAAAUGGAUGGGUUACAUGGGACCAAUCCGGGAGAAAACAAAGACAAAGUAACAUACAUUCAUUAGUGAUGCAUCUUGUCAGGAGAAGAGAAGACACAUUUGGAGAGGUUCGAAAGGGAGUGUGUUUGUGUGUGUGUGUGUGUCUGUCUGUGUGUCUGACUCAUCCGUCUGGCAGAUUUCAGGGAGAAACCAAAAAGCUCCAUGAGAAGAUUUUGCAAGGAAUGCACAAAUUGGAAACAUACGUCGCGGAAAGAAACCAACAUUAGAAAUGAAAGACUUCUUUUUUUUUAAUUCAUAAAAAUGCAAAACUGAAAGACAUUGUACUACUGUAUAUCAGGAUGUGUUUUGUGUAAACGAGUCUACCUCACCUUUAUUGCACUCCUGCAGAAGUAUUUUCCCACCUUGUUUUGCCUUUACUUUAUCACUCCCCACAAAAACCACCUUACCUAGCUCAGUGGCAGACAUCAUAAUUUGGUGAUGAUCUACUUGGAUCUGUAAAAGUAAGGUCACUAGAUCGGGUAAUUCCCUUAAUUGGUUGUUUGUUGUAAAUGUGCCAGUAAAGAGUUGUUUAUGGGUGACACUGAAAGGUGAAAAUUGGGUGAAUUUUGAGAGCAGCAGAUUUAUUUACUUUAUUGGAACUGGCUAAAGAAGUUCGGAUUAAAUUUUGUGACAUACUUAUUUUUUUAAUGAUAUUUAUAUUCAGACAGUCUAUUCCUUAUAUUUACCAUGUUAAAUAUAUGUGAGGACAGGCCAUAUUGGUCUAUGCAUGUUUUAUGUAUUUCUGAAUGAAAUUGAGAAAUGCUUUUUGCCUGUCAAGGUAAUUGACGCUAAAAAUAAAUAUUUUUCCCUAUUGAA